Molecule: messenger RNA, 1675 nt
Organism: Synchiropus splendidus (mandarinfish)
Lineage: Eukaryota; Metazoa; Chordata; Actinopteri; Syngnathiformes; Callionymidae
Gene: ccdc24
Product: coiled-coil domain containing 24
Exons: 9
Coding region: 98-1660 (520 amino acids)
Source: RefSeq, a predicted model, not a curated record
CAUCGUCAGCGAGGCUUCCUCGUCGCAGCAGUCCUGAACUGAUCCAGAGAAGGGGCGGAGGCAGUGCUCGCCAGCACUCGGGUUUCCUCCCGCUGUAAUGAACUUUCUGACGGACCGCUGCGACUGUGACAUCUCGCGAGAUUUCCCCAUAGCAACUGAAAAGUUUGCCUUGGGAACCGAGGCUGCAGCCUUCCCACACAGCCAUCCAAUGCAGUCCUCUGAUGAUAGCGAGUCCACCUGCCCGGGUCCGUCUCUCUGGAGCCUGAUUGCUGAACAUGCGGCGGAGUCUGAGCUGCCAAAGAUCCACGCGGCGCUCGGCUGCUCCCUGGUCGAUAUGUACACAGAGUUGCAUGCAGAGGCAGUGAUGUGGAGCAACAUGUGGAGGGAGAAGCAGAAAGGAAGCAACACGGCAUGCACCCCUCUCCCUGACCCCCCUGCGAUUAAAGAGCUGGUCCGAGCUGAGGUCCAGAUGCUGUUGCAGAACCUUAAAACAAAAGUCAAAGGAGAAGGAAGAAAUGAAUAUGAGGUUUUGGCUCGAUACAAAACCAGAACUUUACGCUACGUACUGGCCGGCCAUGACUGUGGAAGAAGCCCUGAAGAUGCUGUCACAGAGAGCAGAGCCAACUCUCAGUGUUCAGUCCGGUCCUCGGGUGAAGAGGAAAUUGAUGCCGUGAAAGAAAAACUGAACGCUACUGAUAUCGAUGAAGUGGUGGAGCACAUUCGGUCAGCCCUGCGACACCAAUGUGAACAAUUGCAGAGACAAGUGCAACUCAUUCAGGGAAGUUUCAGAAAACAGUGCAGGAGCUGCGGUGACACUGACCCAACACUGUCAGAGUUAAAAAAGCUCAGAGGAGCUUUACAAACAGACCUGGGGCUCCACACUUCUCCUGCACUCUCAACUGAUUCCACAUUACCAUGCGUGAUGAAAGAUGGACUCGGCCAGCACUCAGAACAGAGGACAUCAGCCUUCAGGCCGCAUCCGCCUGUUGGGCUCCGUUUGAAGUCCACUCUAUCACUGAGACACCGCGCCUCAUUAGGUGGUGAGCAAACGGAUGGACCUACGCAGCAUCAGGAGGAGGUUCUGGACUACAGUAAACAGUCUCCACAGAAGACAUGCACUUUCCAGGAUCACCGUCCCUCAUGUGCUGCCCAUGACCAGCAUGGACAGGGUUCUGCUCUGGGUCAUGUGACAGGCAAUCGUCUUCCUCCUUUACACAUUUCCACCUGCCCCUGUCCUGAAAAUGGAUGUUGCCGGUGCAUUCACAGCCAGGACUUCAGCGAGAGCCUUGGUUCCCUUGCAGACACUGCAUGCCAGAGCAGUGCCAGGGAGACAUGCUCACCAUCAGAAACUCUGGUGAUGGAUGUCUGGGGAGGCAAGACUGCUCGAGAUGGUGGCUUGUCUUCUGCUGUGACAUUUGGAAGUGUCUCACUGCAGGGCAGUGGUGGAGUGUACAGCAGAGCUCACACUCCCCUGGUUAUCCAGCAGCUGGGGUCCACUGCCAGCACACAACACCAGUCUGAGCGCAAAAAUGUGCUUGUGCUGUUUACCCCAAAACCCCCACUAGGGGGAAGAAGUCAGCCCAAGAGAGUCGUGGUGUCCAACACCUUACAAGAAGGACCUUGCCUUUCUCACAGGCCCUCACUGAAGAAUGAAUGUUGAGUUGAAGACAUCUUA